This is a messenger RNA of Arachis stenosperma, 10722 nucleotides long. RefSeq names its product chromatin structure-remodeling complex protein SYD-like. The record is from RefSeq and is a predicted model, not a curated record. Lineage: Eukaryota; Viridiplantae; Streptophyta; Magnoliopsida; Fabales; Fabaceae. Gene Ontology annotation, cellular component: nucleus. Gene Ontology annotation, molecular function: histone binding; ATP-dependent chromatin remodeler activity; ATP binding. Gene Ontology annotation, biological process: positive regulation of transcription by RNA polymerase II.
UGCAAAGAAGGGAAAGGGUGCGUUUUGUUUCGUUUCGUUUUCAUCGCAACGAAACCUCUUUUCAUUUCUUUAUGUAGCUUAAAGAGCCUCGCUCACUUCUUCAUCUUGUUUGGAGUACACUUCUCUUCUUCUCCGAUCAGGAUAAAUGAGAUGGCCUCUUCGCAAAAUGUUGAAUUGGAGGCAGCUAAGUUUCUGCACAAACUCAUCCAAGAUUCUAAAGAUGAGCCAGCUAAGUUGGCUACUAAACUCUACGUGAUACUACAACACAUGAAAUCAAGUGGGAAGGAGCAUUCAAUGCCAUAUCAAGUGAUAUCCAGGGCAAUGGAGACUGUCAUCAAUCAGCAUAAUCUUGAUAUUGAAGCAUUGAAGUCUUCACGUCCUCCUUCUGGUGCUGGCAGUUCUCAAAUAGGAACUUCACAAGCAGUGGGUGUUGCUACGGAUUCAAGAGCAGGGUUGCCUGAAAAUGUGAUGCCCAAACUGGAUUCCUUCGCUUCUGGCCGGCCCCCAGUUUCCCCAAGUAGUGGAGCACCUGAUCACUAUCAAGGAUCUGCGGCUCAGAGGAGUGGUCAGUCUUUUGAUCAUGGAAGUCCGUGUAGUUUAGAUUCUAGGUCUGCUAACUCACAAUCACAUGAUAGACGAGAUACUACUAAUUUGGACAAACAGGUGAAUCAAAAGGAUGGUAAAAAAGCUACCUCAAAGAGAAAGAGGGGGGAUACAUUGUCACCUGCAGAACCACACGUUGACAUUCCUUCUCGUCUUGAUCAACGAAAUACUGCUAAUACGAGGAAGGGUAAAAUGACCAAGGCUGAAUCAUCAGAUGGUCUUCCAGUUAGAAGUGGAGAGCUGGCUAACUUUAACAGGGUUCCAAGUAGUAGUCAAAUGCAAAGGGCCAACCAAGAAGGCCCAACAAAGAUUGGCAAUCCAGUGCCAUGUGCUCCGAAUUCUAAAUAUCCAGAAGAUACAGAGGUUUCCUCUGCUCAUAUUGCUUCUGGUAAACUUCAAGGUGCUCAUCCUAUGGUUCAUGGAGGGAUGGGGGUUGCCACUAGUGCAUACGCAAUGACUGAAUCAGUUCUCUCAAGUUCAAUGCGGCAUGGUGGGAUGCUUGGGCAUGAUAGUGGAAGUUCUACUACUUCUGCUGAUGAACAUAAAAUAGGCCAGGUAUUUGUCGUAUAUAAUGCUGGAGCUCAGGAUUUCUUACUUAAUAUAUAUAUAUUACCCAGAGAUAUGGCAAGAUCCACGAUUAGUGGAUCAUCUGGUGUGCCUUUCAAAGAACAACAGUUGAAACAGCUCCGAGCUCAGUGCCUUGUUUUUCUAGCAUUUAGAAAUGGUUUAGCACCAACACUACAUCUUGAAAUUGCUCUUGGAACCGCUUUUCUAGAGAAGAUAUAUGAUGGAAAUUCAGGAAAGGAUCAUACUGACCACAAAGGAAAGUCACAAUCUUCUGUUGAAUUGGGUACCUCGUCAGGGGCCAUGAUGCCGUUUGGAGGUCUGAACAAUAUGAGACAACCUGAUAAUAAUACUCUUCAGGGUCCCUUUGCUGGAAAAUCUCUGGAAGCUACGUCAUUCUGCAAGGGAACUGAGAGUGCAAUAAUGACUGGGGACAAAGGUAUUCUUUCUGAAGAAAGGAAACAUCUCCUAGCUGUCAAAAAAGUAGAGCUUGAAAAGCAAAUUCAAGAAAGAGCUGGUGCACAAGCUUCGUCAGCUACUUCUUUUCAGCAGCAAGAUUCCUCUAGUACAAAGGGUGAUGUUGACAGUGGUAAUCUUCAGGUUGGACUGUCCAACCGACCUUCCUCUAUAAAUGGCUUUACCAGAUUUGCUAGUUCUGAUGAGGCUUCAGAAGGACCCUCGCAAGUCUCUUCUCUUCAGCAUGAGUUGCCAAUAGAAAGAAGAGACAAUGUUGUUAAUCAGUUUCAAAAUAUUGUUAACAGUGGUGGUUCUCGAAACCAUCAUUCUCUAAACCACUUGACGUAUGCUUUGAAAGAGCACUGGAAACCUGUUCCAGGGACUGGCAUUGAUCCCCAGGGAGCAAGCUUGAUGAAGGAUGCAGAUUUAAUUGCAAAAAAUGUUUUUUCAGACAUAGAAGGGAAUGGGAGGUUACCUUCUCCAAAAUAUACAAUGUCAGGAAGAUGGAUUAUGGAUCAGCAGAAAAAGAGGCUUCUAGUUCAGCAAAACUGGGUACAAAAACAGCAAAAAACAAAGCAAAUAAUGACCACCUGUUUCCUCAAGCUAAAGGAAAAUGUGAGCUCAUCCGAGGAUAUAUCUGCUAAAACAAAAAGCGUCAUAGAGUUGAAGAAACUUCAAUUAUUAGACCUCCAACGCCGUCUCCGCAGUGAUUUUUUGAAUGAUUUCUUCAAACCAAUUACAACUGAGAUGGAACAGUUGAAAUCGGUUAAGAAACAUAGGCAUGGUAGAAGGGUUAAGCAACUAGAAAAGUAUGAGCAUAAAAUGAGGGAAGAGCGUCAAAAAAGAAUCCGUGAAAGACAGAAGGAGUUUUUCAGUGAGAUAGAAGUCCACAAGGAAAAGCUUGAUGAAGUGUUCAAAAUCAAGAGGGAACGGUGGAAGGGUGUCAAUAGAUAUGUGAAAGAGUACCAUAAAAGAAAAGAGCGCAUUCAUCGUGAAAAGAUUGAUAGGAUCCAGCGGGAGAAGAUUAAUUUGUUGAAAAUAAACGAUGUGGAAGGUUAUCUUCGGAUGGUUCAGGAUGCAAAAUCUGAUCGUGUGAAGCAACUUCUUAAAGAGACUGAGAAGUAUCUCCAAAAGCUUGGUUCCAAGCUACAAGAAGCAAAGACUGCAGCAGGUCGCUUUGAACAUGAUAUUGAUGAGGCACGAUGUGGCAGCUUUCUUGAUAAGAGUGAAUCUACUCUUGAAAAUGAGGAUGAAGGUGAUCAGGCCAAGCAUUAUCUGGAAAGCAAUGAGAAAUAUUAUAUGAUGGCACACAGUGUAAAGGAGAGCAUUGCAGAGCAGCCAUCUUGUUUGAAGGGCGGAAAAUUGAGGGAGUAUCAAAUGAAUGGCCUGAGGUGGCUUGUUUCCUUAUAUAACAACCACUUGAAUGGAAUCCUCGCAGAUGAAAUGGGACUGGGCAAAACUGUUCAGGUUAUUUCUCUAAUUUGCUACCUGAUGGAAAGUAAAAAUGAUAGGGGGCCAUUUCUUGUGGUUGUGCCCUCUUCAGUUCUACCUGGUUGGGAUUCAGAAAUCAACUUUUGGGCUCCUGAUGUACAUAAAAUUGUCUAUGCUGGACCACCUGAGGAGCGACGUCGGUUAUUUAAGGACAGGAUUGUUCACCAGAAAUUCAAUGUCCUCCUGACAACAUAUGAAUAUCUAAUGAACAAGCAUGACAGACCAAAGCUUAGCAAAAUACACUGGCAUUAUAUAAUAAUUGAUGAGGGCCAUCGCAUAAAAAAUGCUUCUUGCAAGUUGAAUGCUGACUUAAAACACUAUCAGAGCUCUCAUAGAUUGUUGUUAACUGGAACUCCAUUGCAGAACAAUCUUGAGGAACUAUGGGCGCUGCUUAACUUCUUGUUACCUAACAUAUUUAAUUCAUCUGAGGAUUUUUCCCAGUGGUUUAAUAAGCCAUUUGAGAGUGCUGGAGAUAACUCGCCAGAUGAAGCCUUACUAUCCGAGGAGGAGAACCUCUUGAUCAUCAAUCGUCUGCACCAAGUUCUGAGACCAUUUGUACUUCGGAGGCUUAAACACAAGGUUGAAAAUGAACUUCCCGAAAAGAUUGAAAGACUUGUAAGAUGUGAGGCUUCUGCGUAUCAAAAACUUUUGAUGAAGAGAGUGGAAGAAAAUCUUGGCUCUAUUGGCACAACAAAGGCACGGUCGGUGCACAACUCUGUCAUGGAGCUUCGUAAUAUCUGCAAUCAUCCAUAUCUCAGCCAGCUUCAUGCAGAGGAGGUGGAUAACUUUAUACCUAGGCAUUAUCUACCCCCAAUUAUUAGACUUUGUGGGAAGCUUGAGAUGUUGGACCGUAUUUUACCUAAAUUGAAGGCAGCAGAUCAUCGGGUUCUUUUCUUCUCAACAAUGACUAGGCUUCUUGAUGUUAUGGAGGAAUACUUAACUCUUAAACAGCAUCGGUACCUUCGGCUGGAUGGGCAUACCUCAGGAGGUGAUCGUGGGGCCCUAAUAGACCUGUUUAACCAACCUGGUUCUCCAUAUUUUAUAUUUUUGCUCAGCAUUCGUGCUGGUGGCGUUGGAGUGAAUCUUCAAGCUGCUGACACAGUGAUUAUAUUUGACACUGACUGGAAUCCACAGGUUGACCUGCAAGCACAAGCAAGGGCUCAUAGAAUUGGUCAGAAGAAGGAUGUUUUAGUACUUCGAUUUGAAACAGUUCAAACUGUUGAAGAACAAGUCAGAGCUUCUGCUGAGCACAAACUGGGAGUUGCUAAUCAGAGCAUUACUGCUGGGUUUUUUGACAAUAAUACAAGUGCUGAGGACCGAAGAGAAUACUUGGAAUCCCUCUUGCGUGAGUGUAAGAAAGAGGAAGCGGCACCUGUAUUGGAUGAUGAUGCUUUAAAUGAUCUCUUAGCACGCAGUGAAGCAGAAAUAGAUGUGUUUGAGGCUGUUGACCAAAAAAGGCGCGAAGAUGAGAUGGCUACAUGGAAGAAGUUGGUAUCUGGGCCAGCAACUGAUGGUUCUGAGCCUAUUCCUACCCUUCCUUCACGUCUAGUUACAGAUGAAGACUUGAAACAAUUCUAUGAAGCGAUGAAGAUAUUCGAUGUGUCCAAGGAUGAAGUAGCAUCUAACGGAAUCAAGAGGAAGAGUGGAACUCCUGGGGGCCUCGAUACUCAACAUUACGGAAGGGGAAAACGUGCAAGAGAGGUGCGUUCCUAUGAAGAACAAUGGACAGAGGAGGAGUUUGAUAAGAUGUGUAAAGCUGAAUCUCCUGGAUCACCGAAAGUAAUGGAAGAAGUGAUAGAGUCAAAUUGCAAAACAAAUGCUUCUACCUUUGCUGCAACCACUUCUGUCACGGAGACUGCAGUGGUGCCUCCGGUGGCCCCUGCAACAUCAUCUCUUGGGAGUUUGCCUGUGCAUAAAGUCAAAGAUAUAACACCACCUGCUAAACGUGGACGUGGCAGGCCAAGAAGAAUAACCUCAGAUAAGUUGCCUGUAACUGCAGUCCCUCUGGCUACUUCCGGAACUGUUGAAGUGGACAUGCAGGUAAAGGAAGGAACUUUGCUUGGUCAAGUAGUAUUGUCAACUCCCGAAUCUAUUUCUCAUUCUUCUGAAGUUAUUGGUGUGAGUGGACCUGCGCAGCAGUCUGCUACUGGUGUUUCUCCUAAUCUGACAACUCCACCCAACUCUCAAGCAGAGGGUACUACUGUUUCUGUGCCAAUACAAACAAGAGGACAAGGCCGGAAAUCUCAAGGUGGAGGGGAGGCAACUAGACGUAGAGGGAAGAAGCAGGUUCUAGUGUUGCCUCCUGUACCUGGGGUUUCUAUUGGUCCUGAUUUAAAGAUGAAUGAGCAGUUGGAACACAAACCCCUGAAUCCAUCUGCUAGUGAAGCUAUCUCCCAAGGUGAUACUGUUUCCUCCAGUGCUACGGUACAACAUUCAAGUACAGAACCGGGUUCUGUGACUUUAAGCAGUGGAGGUGAUAAUAAAUCUGGUGUUGGGAUUGCUCUGAGUUCUCAGCAGCCCCUUCCUUUGUCCUCUGUUACUCCUGUGCCUCAAACUGUUCCUACUUAUCCUUCUGUAUCUAUACAAAAUGAUGGGCAACAUCAGAAGCCUCAAAAUGGAUCAGGAGCUCCCCGACGCAGGGGAAAGAAAAAAGCAAUGGUAUUGCCUAUUCCAGAUAUUUCAGGUAGUCAGAAUUUGCACCUUACUUCCAAUUUACAAAGCUCAUCAGGCAAUGUAUUACAUGAUAAAGCCACGGAGUUGAAAAGCUUGCAAGAUAGCCUUGUUCAGGAAUCACACAGUGUUGUCCAAGAUCAUGCAUCACAUAGUAUUGUUGAUAAGGAUUUAAAAUCAACUGAAGUAUCUGGUGAUAUAGCCAAUAAGGCAUUGGUUGAAUCAACAACUGAAGAUAAUACCAAAAGAUCUCCUGGGUUGGAAAUAGAGAAGGUUCAGAAUUCUGAUAUGCAUGGUUCUGCUUCCAUCCAUUUAUCCAAUACCCUUGUUCUGGAGAAUUCAAGGAACAAAAGUUUCUGUGACUCAACCUUGCCUGUUACAGAGGUUACAAGGGACCAACAAUUGGAGGCGAAAACUCAUCACUGUGAUGAAGCUUCAAAACCUGAUACUUUUCCAGUCCAUUCUACAAAAGAAACAAAAGGAAGUUCUAACAAGGCUGUAGAACCUAUGGCUGCACAAGCAGUUCCCAAUGCAUCAGACAAUGCUUAUCCUUCCACAUCAGGCUCUGAAUCCAUUCAGCCAUGCCCACCUGAAUCCAUGCCAGUUAAAAGGCAAGGCCGUAAAACUCAAAAUAGAGUGGAGCCACCCCGGCGUAGGGGGAGAAAAUCAUCUUCGGCAGCUCCUGUUGUUUCUGAUUCCCUUGCUAAGCAGGAUCCUAAUUUAAAUAAUGAUUUUCAGAAGUCAUCAGUAGAGUCAUCGGUGGGUAAAGUCGCUACAGAUGUUGCUCAAGCUCAAGCAUUUCAGAUCCUUUUGCCCAGUGGAGGCGCUGCUCAUGAUUUAAACACGAAAGAGGGAGCUGCCAUUUCUUCUCUAAACAAGCAGCAAAAAGUUGCACCAGGAAGGGUUGAUAGUGCACCAGUAUCCUCAGAUAAGAUUACUGCUUUUGGCCGAAUGCAAAAUGUCAAUGAUGUGGCUAGGGUUAUGAAAGAAGUUUUCUCUGGAACCUGCUUGCCAAAGCCUAAAGCAGCAGAUUCUGCUGCCGGCGAACUCUCAAAAACUAAUACUACAAUUGAUUCCAUGAAUACCCAGUUGAAUGCUGAUAAAGCAGGUUAUGAUAUAACAAAUUCGGAAGCAGCAUGUCUAACUCCAGGCAUUGCUGUGAACAUACAAGAAAAAGAAUCAGAGGGGGAAUUCAAUAAUCAGAAAUUGGAGGACAAAGCAAGUUCAGAUAUACCAAAUACUGGAGCAGUGGAUGUCUCCAAUAACAUGUGUUUGCGGGAUAAAACAGGUAAGGAGCAUGACAAGCAAUCUGAAGUAUCUGACAUGCAGAUUCUUGAGAGCAAAGAAAAUUCCGAUAUGCCAACUACUGGAGCAGUGAACAGAAAUGAAAGACAAUUAGAGGAAACAUCCACUACUCUGUAUCUUGAAGGUAAAGCAGCGUCAGACAAGCCAACUACAGGAGUAGUGGAUGCCUUCAAUUUUCAGUGUUCAGAGAAUAAAACUGAUUCUGAUAUGUCUGCUACUGAAGCAGAAUUUUUAAUUUCAGACCUUCCGGUGAAUACGCAUGAAAAGCAAUCUGUGAAAGCAUUGAAUAUUCGGAAUCUGGAGGAUAAAGCAAGUUUGGAUAUACUAACUACUGAAGCAGCCUGCCCAGAAUUGGACCAUGCGGUUAACAAAUAUGACAAGGAAGUAAUGGAGGCAUCGAAUAUUCAGAUUUUGGAGGAUAAAGUGAAUUCCGAUAUGCCAACUGCCGGAGUAGUGGUUACAUCGAACGACCAGUUUUUGGAGGAUAAAGCUGGAAUGGAUGAACCUACUUCUGGAGCAGCUUGUCUAACUUCAGAUCUUUCAAUUAAUCAGCGUGAACAAUUGGAGGAAGCUUCCAGCAUUCAGAAGCCGGAUGUUGAAUCAAGUUCAGAUGUGCCAGCUACUGGGGGAGUGAGUGCCUCCAAUAUCCAAUGUUCAGAGGAUAAACCAUAUUCUGAGAUAUCAGCUGGUGAAGAUGGAUGUGCGACUGUGGACCUUGCAGUGAACGGGAAAGAAAAACAAUCAGAGGAGGAAUCCAAUAUUCAGAAUUUGGGGAAUAAAAUAAGUUCGGAUAUGCCAACCACUGGAGCAUUGUGCUUGACUCCAAUCAUUCCUACAGAUGGGAAUGUGCAGCUAUCUGAGCCUCCAUCUGAUCAAGAAAUAACUGCUUUGAAUGAGCCCCUACCUAGUGCUAUGGAGGUUGACACCCCCAUUUGUGAUGAUAUCAAAGAAAAGCAAGACCAUAUUCAACAUUGUACUAAAACUUAUUCUAAUCAGAGUGAAGUGGAGGCUCUUGAUGCAACUCCACUUAGUUCUGCAGUAAGGACUGAGUGUCUGUCUGAAUCAUGUACAAAGUCUUCACCUCUUGCUUCUUCUGGUGAAAAUAUGUCUGAUCAACCACAAGUGAUCCCAUCCUGCCCUCUGACUCCCACCGUUUCUAAGGAAUUGGUAAAUUCUCCUAUUUCUAAAUCUUGUGAAAUCAAUUACAGAAAUGAAGUCAAUUGUUCAAUGCAAGAUUCUGAUUUGCUGGAGCGAGAGUCUCAGAUAACAGUUGGAAAUAAUUCUCAAAAUGCAUUAGAACUUGCUAUAGAACAAAAUGCUUUAUCACCUUCGGAAACGGAGGCCCCCAAUGUUGCAUUAAGUGGGAAGUAUUUAGAUGCUUUAAAACAUGCUGAGUUGCAUGAGAAUCCAUUAGUUAAGAGCUGUUCACAAUCCCUCUCUGAGGGGAAAAUAAACAUGGGGGAUUUCAUAUGUGAACAACAUGUGUCUGCUGUUGAUAAAUCUUCGAAUAUUGACCCAGUUCCCGAGGAAAAUGUGAUAUCCGCAGCAGCUAUUGGCGAUACCAAUGUUGAUUCUUCUGUGGUUUGCCCAAUGAACAUUGACACAUCUGUGAGUAACCAAGUUACAAUUGUGCAGGACAAUGAGAUUGUGACAAAGAGUUGCCGACAGGAUGUAGAUACGUCCUCAGCAGAUGAGGUGGAAAAAAUCAUAGAUCAAUCUCCUGAUGAACCUGUUGAUAGGUCAGUCUUACAACAAACAUCAGGGUCAAAAGCUGUGGCCAAUUCUUCAGUGGAUGCUUCUCAGUCUGUCCUUGUGGAAGAGGGAACCAUAUCUGAAACUGCAAUUUUACCCUCAUCGUCCUUUAGCAUAGAUGAUAACAAGGUCUCAUCCAAAACCUGUGCAAUUAGUAACUCUGAAACUCUGGAAGAGGCAAUGGAGGAGGGUGCGACUGACCGCUCUGAAUUCCUGCCCCCAGAGAAAGGUGCAGAGGAGAGCUGUAGGAAUGCCACUGAGGUUCCCUCUACAGUUCCAGUGCUGCUUCAGGAAUCGAUUGAUUCUGAAGGUGACCACCGUGAUCAAGGCAAGUCACAGGUUGGUGGGAUACCUGAAAAUCAUGAAACUGGAAUGCUUGCUGCUCCUAAAACAUCUGAGGGGGGGAAUGAGGUUGAGACCUUUUCUGAUAAAGGUCCACUAGGAUCAUCUGAUGCUUGGGAUGAAUCAAAAGGAUUAGCUGAUAUGGAGAAUCAGACAGAAGCCAUUCAGAACCAUGCUGCUGAAAUUGAUGUCCCAUGUACAUCUGCAUCAGGGGACAAGGCCGAGGGUGAACCUAAAGGAUUAGCUGAUAUGGAGAAUCAGGCAGAAGCCAUUCAGAACCGUUCUGCUGAGAUGGAUGUCCCGUGUUUGUCUGCAUCUGGGGUUAAGGCCGAGGGUGAAUCUAAAGAAGUAGCUGAUAUGGAGAAUCGGGCGGAAGCCAUUCAAAACUGUGCUGCUGAGAUGGAUGUCCCAUGUACAUCUGCACCAGGGGACAAGGCCGAGGGUGAAUCUAAAGGAUUAGCCGAUAUGGAGAAUCUGGCAGAAGCCAUUCAAGAUUGUGCUGCUGAGAUGCAUGUCCUGUGUGUGUCUUCACCAGGGGACAAGGCCGAGGGUGAAUAUAAAGGAUUAGCUGAUAUGGAGAAUGAGGUAGAAACCAUUGAGAGCUGUGCUGCUGAGAUGGAAGUGUCAUGUUCCUCUGCAUCAGGGGACAAGGCAGAGGGUGAGAAUGUUUUAGUUGGCACCAAGGAAAAAAUUCUGGUGUCAGAAGACACUGAAGCUUUUGCAGUUGAUGAAACAGAUGUUUCUAAUGGCGGUCCAGCUGUGCCCGCAACAGCAUCAGCCAAUGGGGCUCCACUUCCAUGUUCUUCGCUGAGAGUGGGUGAACCUUUCGUGGCGCAUGAUACUAAAGGAACUGAAACUGGUGUCGCCAACCAUGAUAAUCAAGCCAUACGGCAAAAUGCUCUGAAAGAUGCAGAAGAGUGCUCUUCUUCUGCAGCCGCUGACAUAAUUGAAAAGAGCUCACCUCAGAAGGAUGUCAUUGAAUCUUCUCCGUUGCUGCCGCUGGAAACAUCUGUUGAUGGGGUUCCACCUCCAUGCUCUUCAGUUGCUGAGGGCGAACGUGUAGAGAGUUUGUCUGAUGAGGCUUUGGUUGAUUCUGCUGUGAAGCUUGGUACUAAAAAUUCUGAAGCUUCCCAGGAUAAUCUAGUUUUGCAAGAAAAUGCAUUGAACGAAAUGGAAAAAACCCUUCCUUCAGCAACUGAGGAUAGAGUUGCAGUGUGCUCACCUGAGAAGGAUAAUUUAACUGCUUGCUCAGAAGCACCCCAGGAAUCCGAAAAGUGUGAAAAUGUGCAGAACCGGUCUGAGGAAGAACCUGGCCAGAGUUCAGUGGCUGAAGAAACCAAAAAAGACUGAAACUAAUUGUAAUCAACUAAUCAUUAUUGCACAAUUUGAAUAUAACUAUAUUUUGAUAUUUAAAAUAUCCAUCAAUUGAUAAUCAUUUUUUUAUAUAAUUCAAAUACUGAAUAGAUUAUAAAGCUGAGUAUAAAACUUUCUAACAUUAGCUUAUGAACCAUAUUGUAAUUGAUGAGUCUAAUAUGUAAU